UUGAAUGUGAAAGGUGUGUCUCUUCCACGUACCUGUACUUUCUCAAGCAGGCACUAUUUUUUCUACUAAAGUUAAAUCUGAACAAAAACAACAAGGCAAAUUGACCAUGCGGUGAUUAUAUUGUGUUUAUCAGCAAUUCUAAACUCUAAGACUAGACUAAUACUAAAUGGAAUAUAUCUGGUUGUAGCCUAAAACUUAAUACGUCGACAUUAUUCAUUCUCUGUUCCUUGAUCUUGGCAUACAUUCUUCUGCAGUCAAUUCAAACGUUUCGAAUGUGUCAGUGAAAUCAGACUUGUGUGAAUACGUGGAAACUUUGUGAAUAACUGGAAAUAUUAUUAGCCUGGAAUUUACAGUUCGCAUGUUCUCUCCAAACUGUAUGUCUUAAUAUCGGUGUUAUUAAACAUAACGGAUAAGAAGUGAAAACAUUCAUAUGUGACGAGUUAUGAGGACCGAUAGUCUUCAAAAAAUGGAUAACUAUGUUGCACUAGGGAUGCUUUGGCUUACUUCAGUAUUUAUUUCAGUAUUAUCAGAGGAUCCUUUUUCUUGUGUGCAAGGUUGGGACUUGAAAGGAAUCAAUUGCUUCAAAUAUUUUAGUGUGAAACAUUCCUGGGAAAAGUCAGCUGAGUUAUGUAGAAGAUAUGGUGCUGAACUUGUGACUAUUGAAUCAAUCGAAGAAAAUGAAGCAACAAGAGAUAUCGCACUUGUAGGUGAAUCUAGAGGUCGAACGGGUAAUAUGUACUGGUUAGGCCUAGCCACUUUAGAUGAUCUUAGAACGAAUACACUAGAAUCAACUUCAGGCGAUUUAGUCUCACAAUACUCUGGCUUUUGGUCCCUUGGACAACCAAACCCAAUGACAGGUGAAUGUGUUGCUGCUUCUAACGUAAACAGUAAGCAGUCAUGGAGAUUGGAAACUUGUGAACAUCUUUUACCAUUUAUGUGUAAACGUCCUGCGUGUCCUCACAAUUCGAUCAGAUGCUCGAACGGUAAUUGUAUAAACCAAGUUUUGAAAUGUGAUGGAAAUGAUGAUUGUGGAGAUGGUAGUGACGAAUUGGAUUGUCCAAGCACUUGUAAUUUUCAUAUGCAGUCAGGUGGUGACGUUAUAGAAUCGCCCAGUUAUCCGCAAAAGUAUCCUGCACUGAGUACUUGUAAAUGGACACUAGAAGGACCACAGGGAACUAACAUAAUUCUACAAUUCCAAGAUUUUGAUACAGAGAAAAAUUUUGAUAUCGUUCAAAUACUAGUUGGCGGUCGCACCGAAGAUAAGGCAGUUUCGUUAGCCUCGCUGUCCGGUAAAAAUGAUUUGAGCAAUAAUCCUUUCGUCACAGCAUCUAAUUUUAUGAUCAUCAAAUUUACAACGGAUGGUAGUGUUGAGAGGAAAGGAUUCAGAGCAACUUGGAAAACAGAACUUCAAACAUGUGGUGGAACAUUACAGGCAUCCGCACAGGGUCAGUUACUGAAUAGUCCAGGUUAUCCAAAAAGUUAUCCAGGUGGACUUGAAUGUCUUUAUGUGAUCAAGGCUCAGAGUGGACGUUUAGUUUCUUUGGAAAUUCAGGAUUUGAAUUUAAAUGAUGGUACGGAUUUCAUUCUUAUUCGUGAUGGGGAUAGCGCUAAUAGUAAACCAAUUGCUCGUCUAACUGGAGUAAAUGUCAAUGAUAGAAACCGAGUUUUAGUUUCUACUACUAAUAACUUGUAUGUGUUUUUUAAAACAGCUUUGGGAAAUUCUAAAAAAGGAUUUAGUAUAAAGUACACGCAAGGUUGUACUGCAACUAUAAUCAGUUCGAAUGGCACAGUUAGCUCUCCGGUGUAUGAUUUUAGUAAUUAUCCGAACAAUCAGGAAUGCUAUUUCAAAAUAAAAAAUGCAAUGGAAGGCCCGCUUUCCCUACGUUUCAAAUAUUUCAAUGUACAUACAAGCGAUAAAGUUCAAAUAUUUGAUGGAUCGUUGACAUCUGGAUUACGACUCCAUUCAGGAGAUGGCUUCACGGGAAGUUCUGUACCAAAAAUUACAUUGACGGCAUCUUCAGGAAAUAUUCUUGUAAAAUUCAUUACUGAUGCCUUGCAUAAUGACAAAGGAUGGUUGGCUGAGUUCUCUGCCGACUGUCCUGAGUUAAAUCCUGGAAUUGGAGCUUUAGCGUCAAGUCGUGAUACUGCAUUUGGAACAGAUGUCUUUUUUUCUUGUCCAGUUGGUCAAGAAUUUGCCACCGGUAAGAAUCAAAUAGUCACAACUUGCCAAAACGGAGGCACUUGGACCGUCGACUAUAUUCCGAAAUGUCAAGAGGUUUAUUGUGGACCAGUACCUCAAAUAGAUAAUGGUUUCUCGAUUGGUUCGACAAAUGUUACUUAUCGCGGAAUCGCUAUGUAUCAAUGUUAUGCUGGAUUUGCAUUUGCAUCAAGUAAUGUUAUUGAGAAAAUUUCGUGCUUAUCUGAUGGAAAUUGGGAGCGUCAACCAUCAUGCCUUGCCUCACAGUGUCCAAUGUUGUCCGAAGUGUUACAUGCUAAUGUUACUGUUCUAAAUGGGGGCGGAAGAAGUUAUGGAACAAUCGUUACCUAUGAAUGUGAACCGGGUUAUCAGCGCAGUGGACAACCUGUUCUGAUUUGCAUGUCCAAUGGAACUUGGAGUAGCGCAGCUCCAACGUGUACUCGAGUGCGAUGUAAUAGAUUUCCUGAAAUCAAAAACGGUUAUUUUGUGGAUCAAUCUCGACAAUAUUAUUACGGUGACGAUGCUCGUAUACAGUGCUAUAAAGGUUAUAAACAAACUGGCUCAAAUAUUGUCAAGUGUAACUCCAAUCAAAUGUUUGAAACAUUACCAAGUUGUGAAGAUAUUGAUGAAUGUGCUACAUCGCCUUGUGACAUAGCAUCCACCGAAUGCAUGAAUACACCUGGAUCAUUUCAUUGUCAAUGUAAAUCGGGAUUUUCACCAUCUACUGAAUGCAGACCAGUUGGUGAUCUAGGAUUAGCUACUGGUGGUAUACCUGAUAUCAGCAUAUCGGUGUCAUCGACCGAGAAUGGAUAUAAUAAAGCAAUGCUAAGAAUAAAUUUAGAUGGUUGGUGCGGAAAUUCGAUUGAUCUAGGAACAAACUGGGUGAUGAUUGAUUUGAAAGCCCCAACAAUAAUUAAAGGAUUUCGAACCAUGUCCGUUCAAAGAAUUGAUGGAAGCUUAGCAUUUACGUCUGCAAUCAGGAUACAGUAUACUAACGAUAAAACUAAUGUAUUUAAAGACUAUGCGAACCCUGAUGGAACAGCUGUGGAAUUUCGAAUCUUAGAACCAACGUUAUCGAUCCUAAAUUUGCCUAUACCCAUAGAAGCACGCUAUGUAAGAUUUAGAAUACAGGACUUUGUUGUCGCCCCUUGUCUUAAACUGGAGGUUAUGGGAUGUACUCGCAUAGACUGCGUUGAUAUUAACGAAUGUGCAGUCAAAAAUGGUGGAUGUCGCCAAAAAUGUAUCAACUCACCUGGCUCUUAUUCAUGCAGUUGUAAUACUGGAUACGAACUGUUUACAAAAAACGCUACAGCUGGAUUUUAUAUUGAGAAUACUGAAACCGGCGAUAGAGAUGGAGAUGUGUAUCAACGUGAUAAAACAUGCGUGCCUGUAAUGUGUCCUCUUCUGAAGAGUCCGAAAAAUGGAAAACUACUUACCAACGAGGUUAAUUAUCAUUUUGGAGAUGUCGCACAGUUCCAGUGCAACUUUGGAUACAUAAUAUCUGGAAGCACCACUUUACUAUGCAUGUCUACGGGAGAAUGGAAUGCUUCUAUUCCGGAAUGCAUCUAUGCCAAAUGUGUUUCCCUACCCGACGAUAAUAACGAAGGUUUAUUAGUGAUACGGCAGGAAAAAGAUAGCAUUUUGAUACCAUUCCGAGAGAAUGUUACGUUAACUUGUAAUUCUGUUGGUCGUAGACUAAGAAAAUCUGUUUCAGCUGGUUUCAGACAAUGUGUGUAUGAUCCUAAACCUGGGUACCCUGAUUAUUGGUUGUCUGGAACUACUCCAAGUUGCCCUCGUGUUGACUGCGGUGAACCACGACCUACAUCUGGUGCUGAAUAUGGUCAAUUAAGAGAUACGAAAUAUCAGAGUUCAUUUUUCUUCGGUUGUCAGAAUACGUUUAAGCUUGCAGGACAGAGCUCUAAAAACGAUAACAUUGUUAGAUGCAUGGAGGACGCUGUUUGGGACUUUGGUGAUCUGCGUUGCGAAGGGCCAGUUUGUGAGGAUCCUGGAAGGCCCAAUGAUGGAUAUCAAAUAUCUAAAAGCUAUGAGCAAGGAUCAGAGAUUUUAUUUGGCUGUUCUCGACCAGGAUAUAUACUGAUUAACCCCCGACCCAUAACGUGCAUCAGAGAACCGGAAUGUAAGGUGAUUAAACCUUUGGGGUUGUCGUCCGGUCAAAUUCCCGAUAGCGCAAUAAAUGCGACGUCGGAACGACCCAAUUACGAAGCGAAACAUAUUCGUUUGAAUUCCGUUACUGGAUGGUGCGGAAAACAAGAAGCUUUCACCUAUGUUAGUGUUGAUUUAGGAAAUAUUUAUCGUAUCAAAGUGAUUCUCGUGAAAGGUGUUGUGACAAACGAUAUCGUGGGAAGGCCUACAGAAAUUCGUUUCUUUUACAAACAAACAGAGAGUGAGAAUUUUGUUGUUUAUUUUCCUAAUUUCAAUUUGACUAUGCGAGAUCCUGGAAACUAUGGAGAGUUGGCCAUGAUCACUCUGCCAAAAUAUAUCCAGGCCAGAUUUGUUAUCCUUGGUAUUGUAAGCUAUAUGGACAAUGCAUGCUUAAAGUUCGAGCUGAUGGGAUGCGAUGAACCAACAAUUGACCCAUUAUUAGGUUACGAUUAUGGAUACUCGCCUUGCGUAGACAAUGAACCACCAGUAUUUCAAAAUUGCCCACAACAGCCAAUCGUCGUAAAACGUCUACAAAACGGUGCCAUCAUGCCUGUAAAUUUCACUGAACCUGUUGCAAUCGAUAAUUCUGGUUCCAUUGCAAGAUUGGAAGUAAAACCACAAAGCUUCAAAUCGCCAUAUUAUGUAUUCCAUGAUACAAUCGUCAAAUAUAUUGCUUAUGAUUAUGACGGAAAUGUAGCUAUUUGUGAAAUAAAUAUAACUGUCCCUGACAUAACCCCACCGUCUCUUAGUUGUCCACAAAGCUUUGUCAUAGAGCUGGUAGAUAAACAAGAUAGUUAUCUAGUAAAUUUCAAUGAUACCUCGAAGCGCAUAAAAGCAACAGAUAAUUCAGGUGAAGUAUUCAUAAAAUUUAUUCCGACAAGCGCAGUCAUUCCAAUUGGUGGAUUUGAGAAUGUAACCGUUGUUGCUACAGAUUUGUUUAAUAACAAAGCCAUGUGUAAUUUUCAAGUUUCGGUGCAAGCUACACAGUGCGUUGAUUGGGAUUUGAAACCACCUCAAAAUGGCGAAAUAAAUUGCGAAUCAAAGGAUAAAAAGGUCGAGUGUAUUGCCGCAUGUAAACCUGGAUUUCGAUUUACUGACGCGGACCCAAUUAAAAAAUUUUCAUGUGAAACAAAGCGGUUAUGGAAACCGACGUCGAUAGUUCCUGACUGUGUCUCGGAAAAUACUCAGCAGGCUGAUUAUCAUGUGACGGCUACAACAAUUUAUAGGGCGAACGGAGCUGUAGUUGAGUCAUGUUUACCAUAUUAUCAGCAAUUGCUUGAAAAAUAUUAUCCAAAUUUGAACAACAUUUUAUCACAACGUUGCUCAGCGGUCAAUGUUAAUAUGAAUGUAUCAUUUGUCAAGUCCGUUCCAAAACUGUUAGAGGAGAAUAUGCUACAGAUUGAUUUCAUACUAUCAAUCAUGCCUGCCAUAAAACAAACACAAUUAUACGAUCUCUGUGGAUCUACAUUGCAUUUGAUCUUUGAUCUUAGUGUCCCAUAUGCAAGUGCCGUAAUAGAACCUAUUUCAAAUGUUUCAGCAGUAGGCACUCAAUGUCCCCCUCUUAGAGCACUAAGAAGCUUAAUUAGUCGAGGAUUCACUUGUUCUUCUGGUGAGGUACUUAAUAUGGAUACAAACGAUGUACCUAGAUGUUUGCACUGUUCAGCUGGAACAUAUGCAGGUGAAAAUCAGAAAACAUGCACUCUCUGCCCCAAGGGAUAUUAUCAAAAUAGAGAAAGACAAGAUUCUUGUUUAAAAUGUCCCACUGGAACAUACACUAGAGAAGAUGGAUCGAAGAGUAUAGAUGCAUGUGUACCUGUGUGCGGAUACGGAACAUACUCACCAACGGGACUGGUGCCUUGUCUUGAGUGCCCUGUCAAUUCCUUCUCUAAUGAACCUCCAACGGGUGGUUUCAAAGACUGUCAAGCUUGCCCAAUUAACACUUUUACCUACCAACCAGCGAGUCAAUCUGUAGAUCAAUGUAAAAAAAAAUGCUCCCCUGGUCAAUACUCAUUAACGGGUUUAGCACCGUGCUCUCCAUGUCCUAAAAAUUUUUAUCAGUCCAUAGAAGGAAUGUCUAUUUGCAGUGAAUGUCCUACUGGAAUGAAAACGGAUGUGGUAGGUGUGAUAGAGAAAGAAGAAUGCAAACCAGUUACGUGCUACGAGAACUCAUGUCAGCACGGUGGGUUAUGUGUACCGAUGGGUCAUGAAGUGCAAUGUUUCUGCCCAGCUGGGUUUUCGGGGCGAAGGUGUGAAAUCGAUAUAGAUGAGUGCGCAUCGCAGCCUUGCUAUAAUGGAGGCUUGUGUCACGAUUUACCCCAAGGUUACACAUGUAUAUGUCCACAGAGCUAUUACGGCCUCAACUGCCAGGAAGAAAAGAGUGAUUGUGCAACCGAUACUUGUCCAUCAAGAGCUAUGUGUAAGGAUGAACCUGGUUACAAUAAUUACACAUGCUUAUGCCGCAGUGGUUAUACAGGCGAUGAAUGCGAUAUGACAAUAGAUCCGUGCACAGCAAAUAGUAACCCAUGUAAAAAUGAUGCACUUUGCAUUGCACUCCAUCAAGGUCGAUUUAAGUGUGAAUGUCCGUCGGGUUGGGAAGGUCAACUGUGCGAAAUCAAUAUUGACGAUUGUGCUGAAUCACCUUGUCUUUUAGGAGCAAAGUGUACAGAUCUGAUCGAUGAUUUCAACUGUGCCUGUCCUACUGGAUUUACUGGUAAGAGGUGCCAAGAGAAGCUUGAUUUAUGCCUGUCAGAGCCUUGUAAUCACGGGAUAUGCGUUGAUCGUUUUUUCUACCAUGAGUGUGUGUGUUCACCAGGAUGGACGGGAGAAUCUUGUAAUAUCAAUAUCAAUAAUUGUGCGAGCAACCCAUGCCAAUACAACAGUGAUUGCUUGGAUUUAACUGACGAUUACCAAUGCAAUUGUGGACCAGGUUACACAGGCAAGAAUUGUCAACAUUUCAUAGACGAUUGCUCAAGUGACCCGUGUCAAAAUGGAGCGUCAUGUGUUGAUCAAUUGGAUGGCUUUCAAUGUAAAUGUAGACCGGGAUUUGUGGGUUUGCAAUGUGAAACGGAGAUUGACGAGUGCUUGAGUGAUCCAUGUAGUCCAACUGGAACCGAACAGUGUAUAGAUGAAGAUAAUAGUUUUACUUGCUCAUGUAGAAACGGAUUUACUGGAGUUUUAUGUGAAACCGAUAUCGAUGACUGCGCAGCAACGCCAUGUUUGAACGGAGGAACCUGUCUAGAUCGUAUUGGUCUAUAUGAAUGCGAAUGUCCACCUGGAUGGAGUGGUCAUCAAUGUGAAAAGUUAGUCACAACUUGUGAGACAUCUCAUCCAUGUAAAAAUGAGGCCCGUUGCAUAGAUCUGUUCGAAGAUUACUUCUGCGUAUGCCCAAGUGGUACCGAUGGAAAGCAAUGCGAAACUGCACCGGAUAGGUGUAUUGGUAACCCGUGCAUGAAUGGAGGUCAAUGUAAAGAUUACGGAUCCGGGUUGAAUUGUUCUUGUUCUAUGGACUAUGAUGGAAUCGGCUGCCAGUAUGAGUAUGAUGCAUGUGAAGCGAAGAUUUGCAAAAACAAUGCAAAGUGCACAGAUAAUGGAAGUGGAUACAAAUGUAUAUGCCCUGCUGGUUUUACUGGUGAAAACUGCGAUAAAGACAUUGUAGAUUGUAAAGAUAACUCUUGUCCACUAGGAGCAAUCUGCAUUGACCUUACAGAAGGAUUCUACUGUCAAUGUCCGUUCAAUUUAACUGGAGAUGACUGCCGGAAAACAAUUCAAGUGGAUUACGAUUUGUACUUUAGUGAUCCUUCGCGCUCUUCCGCAGCUCAAGUUGUUCCGUUCCACACCGAAUCUCCAGAUAGUUUUACGUUUGCGCUAUGGGUACAGUUUGCUCAAAAAGAUGACAACGGAGUUCUUGCUACAUUAUAUGCGGUUAAUUUCCCACUUACCAAUAUGGAUAGGCGUGUUAUUCUGCAAGUGCAUUCCAGUGGUGUCCAGGUUUCAUUGUUCCCGGAAAUACAAGACGCUUUUUUGGCAUUUAGAGAAUAUUCUACAAUUAAUGAUGGACAAUGGCAUCACGUAGCAAUUGUGUGGGACAGUAUAAACGGGCAAUUAUUGUUAAUCACGGAAGGAUUAAUUGCUGGCCGAACGGAAUAUGGAGCCGGAAAGACUUUCCCUGCGUACGCUUGGGUUGUUCUUGGGCGUCCAGCUUUAUGGACAAAUGCCACUAUCACUGAUUCAAAUAAUAAUGUUGGAUUCCAAGGAAGAAUAACAAAAGUACAAAUUUGGAGCAGAGCGCUGGAUAUCACCUCAGAUAUUCAGAAACAAGUCAGGGACUGCCGAAGUGAGCCUGUGUUAUAUCGCAAUCUUAUUCUCAAUUGGGCUGGAUAUGAAGAUUAUACUGGCGGUGUUGAACGAUUAGUCCCUUCGACAUGUGGUAAUAAGAAAUGCAAGUUUGGUAGUACUGGAACACAAUGCAAACAGCUAGAGAGUGACAAAGAACCACCAAAGGUUGAAAAUUGUCCUAAUGAUGUGUGGAUUACGACUAGAAACGGAUCGGCAAUUGUGAAUUGGGAUGAACCUCACUUCAGUGAUAACGUAGGAAUCACAAAAAUCGUUGAGCGGCAUGGACGACGCUCUGGACAAAGUUUUUUGUGGGGAAGUUAUGAUAUCACUUACAUAGCGUUUGAUGCUGCAGGAAAUUCUGGAAGUUGCACUUUCAAAAUUACGCUAUCCUCGCAUUUUUGCCCACUGUUAGCGGAUCCCAUUGGAGGAUCACAGCAUUGUAAAGAUUGGGGAGCUGGAGGACAAUUCAAAGUAUGUACUAUUUCUUGUAAUUUAGGUUUGAAAUUUUCAGAAACAGUGCCAGAAUUUUACACGUGUGGAGUUGAAGGGUCCUGGAGGCCUAGUGAGGAACGCAACAUGCUUCUUGUAUAUCCUUCAUGUUCACCAUCUCGACCGGCACAGCGUAUCAUACGAAUAGGAAUGCUGUUUCCAUCAGAUGUACUCUGUAAUGAAGCAGGACAAGGAGUUUUACGACAGAAAGUAAAACAUGCAUUGAAUUCUCUGAAUAGAGACUGGCACAUCUGCAGUUACUCAACUGAAGGAUCUCGGGAAUGCAAGGAGUUAAUCAUUAAUGUAGAAUGUGACCAAUACCAGAAUCGGGCUAAUAUUGUGAAGCGACAUGCUACAAAACGAGAUAAAAGCACAUAUGUUAUAAAUGUCGAAAUACCAAUCAAAAGUGACCCUGUGAUACAAUCCUCGAGUGGAGAAAGAUCAGAUAUUCGUUCGUUACUAGAAAAGCUCAUUUUAGAGCAUAAUGAAUUUGAUGUGCAAGAUAUUCUUCCAAACACAUUUGCAGAUCCUGCAUCCCUGCUCAUCUCUUCCGACUAUACAUGUCCGAUAGGCCAGGUGGUGGUCGUUCCUGAUUGUGUACCAUGUGCAGUAGGAACGUAUUUUAAUACGACGAGCAACAUUUGCAUUUCUUGUCCAAAAGGAUCAUAUCAGUCUGAAGUUGGCCAACUACAAUGUAAAAGCUGUCCUAAUAUUGCCGGACGAUCUGGUGUGACAUCAACCACCGGAGCUCGUUCCGCAGCUGACUGCAAAGAGCGUUGUCCUGCGGGAAAAUAUUUGGAUGUAGAGACUGGGCUUUGUCAACCAUGCGGAUACGGAUAUUAUCAAUCAAAUGAAGGAUCGUUCACAUGCAAAAUUUGUGAGUUAGGAAAAACGACUAGAACUGAGGAAGCAACAUCAAAAUUUGAAUGUCGUGAUGAAUGUAAAUCAGGUAUGCAGUUGGGAGUAGACGGUAAAUGCGAAGCUUGUUCUCGAGGAACAUUUAGAACACAAGGUGUACAACCUGCAUGCACUGUUUGCCCAACUGGAAAAACUACGCCCAGAGUUGGAGCAACUAGUGUUGAAGAGUGUUCUCUACCGGUAUGUCAACCAGGAACUUACUUGAACGGAACUGUUAAUGUUUGCAUCGAUUGCGGAAAAGGAUUUUACCAACCAGAGCAACAACAAACAUUUUGUAUUCAAUGUCCACCAAAUCACAGUACAAGGACAAUCGCUGCGAUCAGCAAAACUGAAUGUAUGAAUCCUUGUGCGAACGUGCAAGAUGGACAGCAGCAUUGUGAUCCCAACGCAUUUUGUAUUUUAAUGCCACACUCUUUUGACUUCAAAUGCGAGUGCAAAGCAGGAUUCAAUGGCACCGGUAUGCACUGUACAGAUGUGUGUGAUGGUUUCUGCGAAAAUUCUGGCCUCUGUGUAAAAGACAUAAAAGGAAUCCCAUCUUGUAGAUGCAAAGGAUCAUUUACUGGCGUUAAGUGCGCAGAACGAUCUGAAUUCGCUUACAUCGCUGGUGGUAUUGCGACAACCGUGAUUUUUAUUAUACUGAUUGUAUUACUAAUUUGGAUGAUUUGUGCGAGAGCGAGCAAGCGACGUGAUCCAAAAAAAAUAUUAUCGCCUGCAGCCGAUCAAACGGGGUCGCAAGUUAACUUCUACUAUGGAGCUCACACGCCAUACGCAGAGAGCAUAGCUCCCUCUCAUCACAGCACCUAUGCACAUUAUUACGACGACGAAGAAGAUGGAUGGGAAAUGCCCAAUUUCUACAACGAAAGCUACCUAAAAGAAGGACUUCAUGGUACAAACGGAAAAAUGAAUUCCUUGGCACGGUCCAACGCAUCUUUGUACGGAACAAAAGAUGAUCUGUACGACAGACUAAAAAGGCAUGCCUAUACAGGUAAAAAAGAUACCUAGAUACAUCUAGUACCCAAAAACCAAUACUACCUGCAGCAUCUACAACAACUUCAAAAAUCCAGAGAGAUACAAACAAAAAUUAUUAUGUAUACUAACCUUUUGAAAUUAAGUAGUUUAAAUUAUUAUUAACAAACUGGAAACUGUUAAUACGAAGCAACUAACAUAGUCCAUAAAGAAUGUAAAAUGUAAACAAAAAAUGUUAAACUUAAUUUCGGCUACGCUAUGCUACAUGGUGAACAAGCCUACCAAAUAAAUUAAAUUAAAAAAAACCUGAUGUGCCGAAAGAACGAAACAAAUUUGACGGCAUACUGACCGCUAACAGAUUUUAGUCAUUUGGGGAUUUGGUACCUCGUGAGUGGCCAGUUUGUGCAGAGUGCACAUGACUUAUUUAAUGUUUUUUUACGUUUCGUCUUCGACUCAUUUAAUACACUGAAGUGCAGCGCCCUUAGCAAAAUUUUUCUUUGAAUUUACCAAUAUUGUAGAACAGUAGGAAGUUGUGAAGGAGACUCGUCAAGCGAACUUCCAUAUCAGCGUAGCCGCAACCUUGAUGUAUAAACUUUGUUAUAGUAGCAUGGACAUUUCCGAGCAUUAGUCAUCGCAACGAUGGUGGAGAAACUUUGUUAUAGAAACAUGGACAUUUCCGAGCAUUACUCAGUUCAGCAAUGAUGUAGAAACAAAGUUAUUGUUUUCCAUGGACACUAGUCACUGCCACUGGCAUAGUGACAGUGUUCUCGGCUUUUGGUAGAGCUUCGGGAGAAAGUCGGAUGAACUUUCUACUUAAAAUUGCAAGCUCAGCUUGUACUAAAAUCUUCGGGCUUCACCCGAAAGUAAAUGUUAGGAUCUUAAAAACCCAUAGUUGAGAAGAGUUAGCAGCCAGUCAGUUUCAAAGAACUCGCGGGAAAUAUCCGUAAGUCUCGGGUGUUGACCCGUAGAUAAUUCACGUGAGCUCAGUUUCAGUUUCAUUUCGUAGAGUCCUAAGAAGCUAUGUGAAACAAGAAGUCGUCGAGAGUAACUUUAGUUUUGUGAACUUUAGAAAAAUUAGAAAAGUGAAGCGUUUCAUCCAAUAUAUCAGAAAACCGAAGUAAAGUGUUCCAUCCAAUAUAUCAGGAAACCGAAUGAAAGUGUUCCAUCAAAUAUAUCAGAAAACCGAAGUAAAGAUUUUCAUCCAAUGUAUCAGAAAACCGAAGUAAAGUGUUUCAUCCAAUACAUCAGAAAACCGAAGUAAAGUGUUCCAUCCAAUAUAUUAGAAAACCGAAGUAAAAUGUUCCAUUCAAAAUAUCAGAGAAUCAGAUGUUUCGACCGCGAAAUCAGAAUUAUAAAGUCCGGUCGUUGAGAAUAUUUGAACAUUUAAACACGAUUGUAGCCAUAGUGUAA
Messenger RNA from Malaya genurostris, 12478 nucleotides. RefSeq lists its product as uncharacterized. The transcript has 21 exons. Gene Ontology annotation, biological process: Notch signaling pathway. Bases 443 to 11104 code for a protein of 3553 amino acids. Gene Ontology annotation, molecular function: calcium ion binding; Notch binding. Lineage: Eukaryota; Metazoa; Arthropoda; Insecta; Diptera; Culicidae. The record is from RefSeq and is a predicted model, not a curated record.